AUUUUAAAUUUGUACCUCGAUUUUAUUUGUUUAUAGAAUGUUAUUUGCUUUUACCAUAGUUAAUAGUUAAUCCUGUCGUGACAGACGUGCCUUACAAUUACUCUGGCAUUUACAAGAAUUGUAUACCAUCAUCUUUAAAGGUCAAUCAAUCCAAGUAGUAGACCGGGUCAAGGAAAUAAAUAAUAAGCAUAUUUCAUUGUUAUUGUGGUGAAUAGAAACUUCCGGGUGAACAUAUUACAUUAAUAUCUUAAUUUAUAUUUUUAAAUUUAUAUUUAUCGUUCCUAUUUUUCCUUUAGAUCUUUUACUUUCUUUCAAAGCUGUAAUUUUUUUAUCUGUGUUUACCUUAGAUAAGAGAAAUCGAUCCCAAAUCAUGGCGUUCGUUGCGUCUCUCGCGUUUACAAUUCUCUUAAUAAAUUAUUCAUUAUCAUUAAAUUGUGACAAUGUUGAAGUUUGCAGAGAAACACAACAUCCGAAUUGCGAACAUUGCAUACGAACCCAUCCAUGCUGCAGCUGGUGUUCAGAUAUGAACUUUGAAAAAGUGAGAUGCGACACAAACGAAAAUUUAAAACAAUUAAAUUGUUCAAGCAAGUUUAUAUUCGACGCGGGAAACUCGAUGAUAAUAUCGGAGAUGCGAAAACCAUUUUCUAACGCAGAUGAAGUAUUAGGAAACCCCGCAGUACAAAUUGAUCUGCAAGAAAUAGAUAUAUCACUAAGAUUACACGAACCAGUAACCUUCAAAUUAAAAUACCAAGCAGCCAAAAAUUACCCUUUAGAUUUAUAUUAUUUGAUGGAUUUAACUUAUAGCAUGAAAGAUGACCUUGAAGCAAUGAUAUCAUUAGGUUCUACAAUCGGUAGUGAGACAAAAAUGUUAACGAACAAAUACAAAAUAGGUUUCGGAUAUUAUUCCGAUAAAGUCGCAAUGCCUUUUGCUAUGAUGGAUAAAAAAUCUAUGGAAAAUCCUUGCUCGGGGUUAAGACAACAAUGCGCGAAAGGAUUCGAUUUUAUUCACGCCUUAAAUUUCACUGAAAACGUAAACGAUUUUAUUCAAAAAUUAAAAGAAAGUGAAGUUACAGCUAAUGUUGAUGAUUUAGAGGGGGGUAUUGAUGCGAUUAUGCAAAUUAUAACUUGCCAAAAUUAUAUGCGUUGGAGAAAAUUCUCGAGAAAAAUCGUUGUUGUUGCAACUGGAGGAUUCAUGCAUUUUGCAGGGGAUGGUGUUUUAUCUGGAAGUAUUCAAAAAAAUCCUGGUGUGUGUAUGUUAGAUGAAAAUGGAGCUUAUAACUCAUUAAUUUAUGAUUACCCAUCGUUGGAGGAGAUUCAUAAAAAAUUACAAGAAGAAAAGGUUAAUCUUUUAUUCGCAGCUAAAAAAGAAGCUUACAAUUACUACGAAAAAUUUCACAACACAAUUCCAGACGUCUCAACAAUCGGAAAAUUAGAAGAAAAAUCAACGAACAUCAUGAAACUAAUCAAAGACAGUUACCAAAAAGUCGUUCAAACCGUUAAAUUCGAAGCUAACGUUACAGAUAACGUUAAAAUAACUUUCGAAACGACAUGCAAACCAACGGGAAAGAAAAGAGAAAGCAAUCAGUGCAAAAACGUUAAAAUUGGUGAGAAAUAUAUCUUCGACGUCACCUUAGAGCUUAUUAAACUACCAGAAAAUCAUAAAACUAAAGAUACUUUUGUGAUCGAAGAAAUGAAUUUGUUUGAAUACACAAAAAUUAAUGUUAACUAUAUCGGAGUUGAAUGUAAUUGCAUGGAAUCGGGGGUGCAAUCGUGUAAACAUGGUGCUUUUAAAUGUGGAAUUUGCAAUUGUAAAGAUGGAUGGACAGGACGUGAUUGUAGUAUUGAGUGCAUGAAAGAACACGCUUGCAGGUUUUCCAAUGAGACUUACACUUCAUCAACUUGUUUUGGAAAAGGAGAUUGUGAUUUAUCUACAUGUAGUUGUCAAUGUGAUAGGCGCUACACGGGACAAUUUUGCGAAUUCAAUCAAUGUCCAAGAAAUCGUAGAACUGGGGAAAUUUGUACGAGCGAAAAACACGGAACUUGCGACCGGGGAACAUGCGUUUGUAACGAAAAUUACAACGGUACAGACUGUUCGUGUUACAUGAAGAACGACACGUGUUUAGCACCUGGACAAAAUAAACUGUGUAACGGAGCCGGACAAUGCGUCUGUGGAAAAUGCGAAUGCCAAGAAGGACAUUCUGGCCAAUUCUGCGAAUAUUGCCCAGAAUGCGAUGCGAUCUGCUCCAGUUUUGAGCAAUGCGUAAUCGGCGUUUCUCUUAAUAACACCGUCGAUAAUUGCAUCCGAAAUGGGACUAAAUAUGAAACUAAAAAGAACGAUUUAGCCGAAGAUUUAUGCCUAGCAAGAUACAUUAAUGAAAAAGGCGAAACUUGCGAUGUACAAUAUUCGUAUGCAUACGAAGCAAAAAAUGUUAUUUUAGAAUAUCGAAACGCACUUUGUUCACGGCCUUUAACAGCUACCUCAACGGGGAUUCUAAUCUUUUCUGCGAUCUUAGCGGUGGGGUUAGCAACAAUCAUCAUCGUUAAAGUUAAAAAUUCCAUUCAAGAUAAAAGGGAACUUGCCAAACAUGAAAAAGAGGUGCUUCUAUUUCGAAGUAAACGGGAAGAUAAUCCACUUUAUCAUUCUCCAAUAACACAACACGUUAAUCCGCUUCGACAGCUAGAAGAGGACUCUUAUAUGUAGAUGUUAUUAAUUAAAAAUAAACUAUGCUUUAUAUUGAAACUAAAAUAUAAUGAUAUAGGAUAUGA
Messenger RNA from Onthophagus taurus, 2766 nucleotides. RefSeq names its product integrin beta-nu. Gene Ontology annotation, molecular function: integrin binding. Gene Ontology annotation, cellular component: integrin complex; cell surface; focal adhesion. Gene Ontology annotation, biological process: cell adhesion mediated by integrin; cell-matrix adhesion; integrin-mediated signaling pathway. NCBI's taxonomy places the organism in Eukaryota, Metazoa, Arthropoda, Insecta, Coleoptera, Scarabaeidae. The record is from RefSeq and is a predicted model, not a curated record.